AUGGUGUCGUUGGUAUUGUUGAACUCUCACUUCACUGAUUUUAUAAUUCGUCCUCAUGUUCCAGCAGUUGUUGAAGUUGGCGGAAUUCAUAUCAAGCAGAAAUCUGAUCCUUUGCCAGAGCUGGUCUUAAGCAAACAGUUCUUUUGGAAAUGGAAUGAUGCUGAGAAACCCGGAAAUGCUUCAAAUAUCUUCUAUGAGUCAUGGCUACCCCAAGAUAAUUUGAUGGCCGAUCCAAAUGUGAAACUUUUCAUCACACAUGCUGGUAAAGGAAGUGUUACCGAGUCACAAUAUCAUGGAGUUCCAAUGGUAGCCAUACCAUUUGCUUCUGAUCAAAUUUCAAAUGCUGCUGCAGUCGUCGGGGACGGUUUUGGUGUACAACUGGAUCAGAAAACAAUGACAGCUGAAGAAUUACGAGCUGCAGUUUUGGAAGUUUUGGAGAAUCCGAAAUUCAUUAAAAAAGUUAAGUCAUUUUCGACACUUUACCGGGAUAGACCAAUGCAUGCUAAAGAUACUGCUGUAUUUUGGUUGGAGUAUGUGCUAAGACAUAAAGGUGCUUAUCAUAUGCAGAGUCCUAAUGUGCAUUUGAAUGCAUUCCAAUAUUUAAGUUUGGAUGUUAUAGGUUUUCUAGUUUUAGUCAUAUUUUUAGUUUAUAAGUCAAUAACUAUUCCAACUAAGUUUAUUUAUAGAAAAGUCUUCGCAAAGAAGCAACCUAAAAUUAAGGCAAACUAA
Episyrphus balteatus (marmalade hoverfly) is the source of this 729-nucleotide messenger RNA. Its product is annotated as UDP-glycosyltransferase UGT5-like. Gene Ontology annotation, molecular function: UDP-glycosyltransferase activity. Lineage: Eukaryota; Metazoa; Arthropoda; Insecta; Diptera; Syrphidae. The transcript has 2 exons. Bases 1 to 729 code for a protein of 242 amino acids. The record is from RefSeq and is a predicted model, not a curated record.